AUGAGCGUUCAAACCAACCUAAAAGAUGUUGGUUGGAUGUGUCAUGUUAUUCCAUUGAGGAAAAAUAAAGUGCAACAGUUAUCUCCCCCGAUUUCGCAAAUUCCAAGUAUUGGUUUUAUGCCUGAAGAAUCCAUCCACGAGAAAAAGCAUACAAUGUAUCUCAAGUCGACUGACUCACCGUAUGUACGAUUAUCUAAAAUGGGUGGUAAGCGGGAUCUACUAUGUUUUAGAGAAAACGAAUACAAAUCUGGAGCACCCGUUCCUUAUUCUCGAUGCGAAUGGUAUUACUUGGAGGAUAAUGCUCUGGAACUUAAGCAGAAUAUCAGACCCAAAUCCACAAGAUAUGUGUUUAAAGUACCAUUCUACAUGUCAGAUAGCUCGGUACAUCAAAUAGAGAAGAGCAAGACUACAGAAACAGUUGUUGAUCCUGUACAACCUUCUGUAG
Molecule: messenger RNA, 445 nt
Organism: Schistosoma curassoni
Lineage: Eukaryota; Metazoa; Platyhelminthes; Trematoda; Strigeidida; Schistosomatidae
Source: the annotation of a GenBank genome assembly